AUGGCCGUCCUGUCGCUCCCGCUCACGUUCUCGAAUUCGUUCUGGUCGGAGGAUUACCGUAAAGGGUUGGAGGUCUUGUAUGCCGAGCUGGAGAAGGGGAUUGCGGAGAAUGCUGAAAUCGCCCAGUUCAUUCGCCGGCCGGACUACACGACUCAGUGGCAUCAACGUGCUGCCGCAGAGCUGACGAUUGGUGCAACUUUGAAGGCUGAUCCGCCUGCUGGUUCCGUGUUCGAAGAGGAUGAUGGCGCGUCGUUGUUGAUGGCCUUCAGGGGCAUACGUGAUGAGAGCGCGGCCCAGGGUACCCUUCACGAGAGUAUAGCGAAGGAGUUGCAGACCAGCGUGAUUGAGCCAUUCGAGAAGUGGGCGGCCAGUCACAAGGACCGCCUUCUCGCGAGCAAGGUGAACAUGCUCGAGGGCUACAUUCACAACUACGAAGUCGGUCUAGCUGAGGUUGCGAAACUCAAGAAUGACUACCUCAAUAAGACUCGUAAAGCGGACGAGGCCGAGGACGACGCUCGGUUCGCCCCUAUCACGCAUCCCGUCGGUGACCAGUACACCACGUCGCCCAGAUUGAAGCCUCUUGGCGCGAACCCUGUAGCUGUGCGCGCGCCACAGCGGCAAGCUACGAUCUCCGAGCGCAUCACCUCUCGCCUGAAGGAGUUCAGGCUGAAUGCGUCAACCGGUUCCCCUCAACCGCCUCCCAAGCCAGAAGUGCACUUCGAUGCGGAUGAGGAAGAGCAGCACACGCCGAAGGUUGAUAAAGGUAAGGGCCGCGCCAGCGACGUCGGCUCUGGAGUGAGCACGCCUCAACGCAUGCUGUCGCCCCCGCCACUCGACCCGCCGAUGCCCCCCGCCAAGGUGGCGCCGCCUCAGCUCGAGACGAACCCGGUGCCGCCGCCUCCGCUCCCCCCUUUGAACAUCGCAGGCGUGCUGAUGACGCCAGCUGAGGUCACCGCGAUGUUGAAGAAGGCAAAGGAACAGCUGCCCCUGCGUCCCGUGCGCUUCCCGCUGCUCGGCGAGUACCAAGACUGCUUCUCGGGCGAGGAGUUCGCGAGCUGGCUCAACGACAACGUCAAGGCGUUCAACGGCAACCUCGACCACGCCGAGGUCGCGGCGCGCGUCCUCACCGAGAAGCACAACCUGCUUCGCCGUCUCGGCGAGCUCGGGAACGACUUCGAGAACGCCGACGACGCGUACUACCAGUUCCGCCCGCGCGCGUUCAGCCUCGACGCCCCGCCCGCCGCCGCGAACAACGGCAAGCUCUCCGCGGGCACCCCAGCCCAGGUCCUGACCCCGAUCGAGCAGCGCUUGUCGCCGCUCGCGCAGAACGUCGUUAACCGGACCGGGGGCCUCGCUAGCCUCGUGUCGAAGGCGUUCGCAGGCAACGGCGAGCCGGCACACGUCCGUGCGCGCCGCGAGGCGGACAACGCGGACAAGGAGUACCGCGUCGCCGUGCGCAAGCUCGACCGGCAACGCCUGGGCCUCGAGGAGCGCAUCGAGGAGACGCUCAAGAUCCUGCAGAAGUGGGAGCUCGACCGGCUGCGCGCCGUCAAGACGGCGCUCACGCAGUACCAGGCGACGCUGGGCAAGCUCGCGGGCAACUACAAGAGCUCGAGCGAGAAGGUCGAGACGCUCGUCGCGGCGUACCAGCCUGAGCAGGACGUGAAGGUGCUGAUCGAGCGGUACCGCACGGGGCCGUUCCGGCCUGUCGCGCAGGUGUACGAGUCGAUCUCGCACGACGAGAGCGAUGUCGUGUUCGGGAUCGACUUGCGGCGGUGGGCGGACAGCGCGUAUUGGAACGUGGCUAAUCCUGCGGAGAGGAAGGAGGAGCUUCCGUCUGUGUUGCUCGCUCUCCUUGGUGCUCUCGAGGAGGCGUACGGCACGCUGCCCAACGAUGGCGAGAAGCGCAAGACGUGGAUUUACGAAGUCCCGCUCCCAGCCGUGCACCACCUCCGCGAGACCCUCAACGCUGUGCCGCCGGAGGAGGACAUCCCGCACGACUUGCUGCAGAAGUACGACGCGCCGGUGCUGGCGAGUGGUGUCAAGCUGUGGGCGCUCGAGCUCGACCCGCCGCUCUGCAUGUACGAGGGCUGGGACGAGCUGCGUAAGCUGUACCCCACUGUCGGCAGCAACAAGAACGAGCUCAAGCCAUCGGACGAGCAACAUAUUCAGGACGUCCAGAACGCGCUGCUCAAGCUGCCGAAGAUUCAUUUGUUCGUAUUGGACGCUCUCAUCAAGCACUUGAAGGAGUCGACGUCGGAGUCUGAGACCGAGUCGAACGAGGUGUAUGUCACCAAACUGGCAUUGAGCAUGGGUCGUACUAUCCUCCGGCCCAAGCAGGAGACACAGUACUCUAUCCAAGAUCGCCACCCUACCUUGCUCUUCAUGGAUCUGGUCAACAAGUACGAUGAAAUCUUGCCUCCUGCCAUCCUGAAAAAGAAGCGUGAAUCCGACCGGAAGGUUCCUGUCCGUCGCCGUACCCGUCCUGUCGACAUGCGCAUGUCUCGCUCGCGCAUCUCUGCCGGUGCAGACCUCAAGGAGCUCCAUGUCCAGCAGCUUCAGCAGCGCGGAAUCAAGGUCAACAAGAGUGCCGCUAGCGUCACGUCAGCCUCACCGCCUCCCUCCUCUACGGGCUCCCACCCUGUCUUACCACGUGUACCUGAGAGCCCGGCGCAUUUUGUUGACGAACCUCAGGGCAUCCAUGACGAGCCUCUGAGCAUCCACGAUGAGCCACAAUCCAUCAAUGCGGAGCCUGAGGAGCUUCCAUCCAUCCCGCCCCCGCCUCCGCCUCAGCCCGGCGACAUCGUCUUGGAUGACGCCAGAACCCCUCCCGACUUCAGCAGCAUCCCCCCACCUCCGCCGCUGCCCAAGAACAUCCCUCCCCCGCCUCCGCUCCCCACCCAAAGCGCGACGCCCCCUCCCCCGCCCCCAGGCGUCCCGACGUUCAAGGAGCCCCCUCCGGAGACCGACGACCUCCCGCCCCGCCCCCAGUUCAAGGAGCCCCCGCCCGAGCCGGAGUCUCCCCCGCCCGCGCGCCCCGCACACUUCGCCGAGCCGCCCGCCUCGCCCACGCUCGCCCCCGCGCCCCGCGCAGUCCCCGCCGCGCUCAGCCGCUCCGUCUCGCCCCGCAUCACGACGCCCACGGGCUCGCGCAGCCCGUCGCCCACGAAGAGCGUGACGCCCACGAGCGCGUCCGGCCCCGGGUCCGCGUCGGGGAUCGUGCGCGGCCCGCGCCUCACGCGCGGGCCCCGCCCGUCGAACGCGAGCGGGACCGGGACGGCGAGCGCGAUGCACCGCCAGAGCCUCGCCGGGCGCCCGGGGUCGCCCGGGUCGCCGCCGGGCAGCGGCCAGGGCGUGUUCCCCGCGGGCAACGGGCAGAACGGUGGUGGCGGGGCGGGUCUGCGGAGGGCGGGCUCGGGGACGCGGUCGGUGAACGUGAACAAGCGGAGCAGCAUCAGCAGGGUGUCGGAGCUCUCGCGGAGGACGAUGGCGAGCGACGCGGAGGAUGAGAUCAUUCAGUGA
Messenger RNA from Dichomitus squalens LYAD-421 SS1, 3522 nucleotides. RefSeq lists its product as uncharacterized. The coding region runs from base 1 to 3522 and encodes 1173 amino acids. Gene Ontology annotation, molecular function: GTPase activator activity. The transcript is spliced from 12 exons. Gene Ontology annotation, biological process: cytoskeleton organization; small GTPase-mediated signal transduction. Gene Ontology annotation, cellular component: plasma membrane; cytoplasm; cell division site. NCBI's taxonomy places the organism in Eukaryota, Fungi, Basidiomycota, Agaricomycetes, Polyporales, Polyporaceae. The record is from RefSeq and is a predicted model, not a curated record.